ACUGCGAUGGAUCCGGAAGAGGGCUCGACGGCCGUGGACAACAUAGUCACUCAGUUCAACACCUACGAAGACUUCCUCGACUCCCAGAUUACUACCGUGGACUUGUACUACCUGGAGGAUGAAAGCCUGGCCCGCCAGUUGGUGGAGCUAGACUACCGAGGGACUGGAGAGGUGGUGAAAAGGGAAGAUUUUGAAGCGAGGAAGGCGGCUAUAGAGAUUGCAAGAUUGGCUGAAAGAACCCAGAAAAAGACAUUAACAAGUGCUGGUAAAGACCUGCAAGAUAAUUUUCUGAAGGCUCUGGCAGUGAGAGAAGACGACAAUCGCAAUGGAAAAGUGAGCUCUGUGAUCUUUAUUCGUGACAGAAAUUCUCAUGGGCAGGAGGUGUCAGGAUAUAUUGACUAUGCCCACAGGCUGAAGAUCGAAGAUUUUGAAGUCUACUUUAAUGGAAAAAGAAGACUUCUUCCAAGACCCACAGAUAUGAGCUUUUACAACUGGGACAAUCAUAUUGCUGUUUGUAAUUCUACUCCCAAUUAUCAAGUGAUUGCUGAUAAUCCAGAAGGCUUACUUUUCAAAUACAAGAGAGACAGAAAAAUUCUCAAUGUGGACCCAAAGGCUCAACCAGGUGACAACUCUACUAGAACCCCUAUCCAGACACAGCUCUACAUACAAGCUGUCAUUUUUGACCACAUUUCCAGAAGAAAGACUUAACUACCAACAUGUUAGAUGGUUCUCUAAUGGUCUGCUAAAUUUAAAUGAAUCCUGUAACCAGAAGCAAAUUAAAAUAAUAAAUUAGUCCUGUAGCUGGAAGGCAAAUUGGAAUAAUAAAAGUUAAUAAAGAAAUUAGA
Messenger RNA from Equus quagga, 845 nucleotides. It is a transcript of the gene CFAP299, whose product is annotated as cilia and flagella associated protein 299. Bases 7 to 708 code for a protein of 233 amino acids. Lineage: Eukaryota; Metazoa; Chordata; Mammalia; Perissodactyla; Equidae. The record is from RefSeq and is a predicted model, not a curated record. The transcript is spliced from 6 exons.